AAUGGGCGAGCACAACCUUCUCAAUAGCGGGUUUGUGGGACCUUUGGUGAACAUCCACACCGGAGACGCGUUUUACCUCCACAACUUCCGGUCAUCUUCGGCUCUUCCUUCCCUCCCUUACGCGAGACGGGACAAUGUUUGGACUCAACCGGAGCCGUGCAACGGAUACAUGCAGCCGUUUUUUGGCAACCCGGUGUCGCUGAAUCCCACGUUUAACCGAGCGUGCGAGAUUGCGCGGCAGGAAGAGAGCAAAUGCUUUUACAGUGGAAGUGGAGGUGGCGGAGGUAGCAUCCGGGAGAAUUGUACAAACGUUAAACGAGAUGAAAGGGCGAGAGAUGACUCCAGUGUGCCCGUACUGAGAGAGCACGGACUGGCAGAUGCUAGCAUGAUGGGCUACGGAUACGUUGCAGAGCAAGGGAGCCAGAAUCCUCCAUCAUGUCACUCCAUGCAGUCGGAGUCUGGGUCAUCGCACCACGAAGCGGAAAAAGUGUCGUGCAACAUCGCUCAUUCCUUAGCAUCUCACGCAUGCAGCACCACCCAAGGAGGAGGUGCUCCGUGGUACCCGGCUCACGCGCGGAACCGGAAAAAGCGCAAACCCUAUUCCAAACUGCAGCUUGCCGAGCUUGAGAGCGAGUUCAUGCUCAACGAAUUCAUCACGCGUCAGCGGAGGAAGGAGCUUUCGGACCGACUUAAUUUAUCCGACCAACAAGUGAAGAUAUGGUUUCAAAACCGACGCAUGAAGAAGAAAAGACUUAUGCUGAGAGAGCAGGCCCUGUCUUUCUUUUAGGGAAAGAAUGACAGUGAAUGAUAUAACAGCAAAAAAAAAAAAAAAAAAAAAACAAAAAAAAAAAAAAACAAAGAAUUCAGCGUUUAUAUACAUCUUACAGUGUAGAAGUGACAUCAGUGGUGUUCAUUUCUGCUCACAUGGGUUUAUAGAAACACUGUAGAUGUCAAUAAAGCACUGUGAAAAGUGUUAAGUAAGUAAUAUAGGUGUUAUAUAACACUAUAUAACUAUUAUAAAUGUAUACUUCAGGACGCGGAUACGAAGCGAAAUUUCGAGUGCUGAGUUAAAAACUGGUGCGCUCGCAACUCGCAAAGUCUUUCAAUGUUGAAUUAACUCUUUAACAAUUUAAGAGUUAGCAUCUAAUUUAUAACACCUAAAAUCUUAGACUAAGAAGACUGAAAUAGAUAUAGAUUUAAUCAACACGUACUAAACGCUUCACUCGAAAUUAAAUCUAAACCCCUCAAGGUGACUUUUUUCUGGAACCCCUACAGGUAGAACAUUAUAACUGAGCGUUUCGCUACCAGGUUCCUGAUAGAACCAUUUAAAGUUUUUUUUUUGGUGUAUCAAUUCAAGCCACCUAAUACUUGCCAUUAAUAGGGUUCUUAGAGUUACCGUAUUAUUCAUAACAUACGAUCAUACAAGGUUUAUUUCAAAAUUUCUAUUUGUUAAAUUAAUGAAAGUACACCGAAAAAAUAAUUUUAAAAACAUUUUUUAAUUUUUAAAAACAUUUU
Tachysurus fulvidraco (yellow catfish) is the source of this 1515-nucleotide messenger RNA. RefSeq names its product homeobox C12b (gene hoxc12b). The coding region runs from base 2 to 787 and encodes 261 amino acids. Gene Ontology annotation, biological process: regulation of DNA-templated transcription. Gene Ontology annotation, molecular function: sequence-specific double-stranded DNA binding; DNA-binding transcription factor activity, RNA polymerase II-specific. The transcript has 2 exons. The record is from RefSeq and is a predicted model, not a curated record. Lineage: Eukaryota; Metazoa; Chordata; Actinopteri; Siluriformes; Bagridae.